AUGCAUUACCUGAUGUUCAACAAGGUCCUUAUCUCCUAUCAGUGUCCACUCAUCUCCAAAUUCAUCGUCUUCACCUUAGUGGUCUCCGGAAUAGAGUGCAUCACUGCCGUUCCUGGGAACAGCUUCAUCACAGCCAUCCGUGGAGCCGAGGAGGUCAGAGACAAAUGCCUCCCUGCUGGUGACUGCAUUCUGUUGAUGCUGAGUUUUUCCAGGCUCUUGCUACAGCUUUGGAUCAUGCUAGAAAAUACCUACAUUAUACUAUUCUGGGUCACUUAUAACCGAAAAACCGUGUAUACGCUUUUGAAAACCGUCACCAUGUUUCUAAACUAUGCCAACCUCUGGCUUGCUGACUGGCUCAGUAUCUUCUAUUGUCUUAGAACUGCAAACUUUACUCACCCUUUGAUCGCUUCGAUGAAGGGAAUAAUGCCGGUGCUGAUGCCUUGGCUCUUGAGGCUGUCAUUGUUCUCCUUCUGCUCUCGUUUUCCCUUCUCUGCAGAUAUCGUCAAUGUGCACGUAAAGAACUGCAUCCCUAGCCCUUCCUCCAACUCCGCUGAGAAGCUGUACCUCUCUGGGAUCAACGUGGUCAACUUGAUUCUCACGCUUUACCUGGGUAUCUUCAUCCCUCUGAGCAUGUUCAUCCUUGCAGCCACCCUGCUGAUGGUCUCUCUCAAGAGACACACCCAAUGGAUGGAGAGCAAUGCCACUGGCUUCAGGGGCCCCAGCAUGGAGGCUCACAUGAGGGCCAUCAGAGCCAUCAGCUGCUUCCUCAGUUUUUACACUUGCAGCACAGUUGCUCUAUUUCCUUCCAUGUGCAGCAUCUUCAAUGCCAACAGUUCUUGGAAUAUUCUGUGUGAAAUCAUCACGGCUGCCUGUAGGUUACUUGCAAUUAAUGGCCACUCAGUGCUAUUGAUCCUGGGCAACCCUGGGCUGAAAAGAGCCUGGACACGGUCUCAGCACCAAGUUCAUCUUUACCUGUAAGGACAAAUUCUGUGA
Molecule: messenger RNA, 993 nt
Organism: Phacochoerus africanus (Common warthog)
Lineage: Eukaryota; Metazoa; Chordata; Mammalia; Artiodactyla; Suidae
Gene: TAS2R40
Product: taste 2 receptor member 40
Biological process (GO): sensory perception of taste; detection of chemical stimulus involved in sensory perception of bitter taste; G protein-coupled receptor signaling pathway
Cellular component (GO): membrane
Molecular function (GO): bitter taste receptor activity; G protein-coupled receptor activity
Source: RefSeq, a predicted model, not a curated record